AUGUGUAUUGGUGAGAGAAUAUUCUUUCUCCUCACAACUUUAUUCCUUUCACUCUAUUUCUUUAUCUCGAAUGCACCAAAUUCACGAGAAAAACUCGAUGUAACCACAUGGGAGACAAUAUCGCCAAAAUAUGCUAGAGAUUUGCCAAAUCUUUCCACAAACUCUCCAAAAGAUCUCUUUGAUAAAUGCGAUUUGAAAAUUCACAAUGCAUUUGAUUCGGAAAUUUCGAGAGCAACCCUUCCAAAAGAUCCCUUGGAAGGAUGUAAUAGAGAAUACACACCAUCAACGAUUUUCGAAAAUGGAGAAAUCUCAAUAUCACCAAAUUGGUUGAAAAAAGUCCGAAAAUGUCAAGCAAGAUGUCAUUUCUACAAAUCGGUUACUGAAUUCACAGCUGGCGAAUGGGUAGAGUUGUGGCCGAAUGAGUGGAAACAAAUGGAGUGCGAUUUCGUCUUCGCACAAUGUAUCGGACAUACGGGGAAAAUCGUCGACAAGCACAUGCACACGCAAAUUUUUGAGACGGAUUUCAGAACCGUCACCGCUUCACCCAGCCAUCACCAUUCAAGCUCCCCAAAUUUUCGUCCCGAUGUUCACAUUUUUCUCAUCGACUCUGUUGCGAGCACUCAGGCUCAAAGAUCUCUUCCAAAAACAUUAAGAUUUUUGCAAGAUCAAAUGAACGCAGUUCUUUUUCAUCAUUUAAAUAAAGUUGGCGAUAAUAGUCGACCAAAUGGAUACGCUUUAUUAUUAGGCAAAAGAACAGUAGCCGAUGCACGAGAAAUUUUCGGUGCUUCGGAUUUGAAGCCGGAGAUGAAAUUCAGUGAUACUUGCUUUAAAUAUCGAGAUGAUGAUCCGGUGAUCUUCAAAGAAUACGAAAAAGCUGGCUAUAAAACACUGAACAAUGAGGAAUAUGAGACAGGCGAUGUGUGGACAUGGCCGAAAUGUUUUGGAUUCCAACGACAACCGACCACUCACAAUUUUCGUCCAUUCCCAGCUUCUCUUCAUGCGGAUGAUUUUCUGAAAAAAGUGAUGUCACGACGGAAUUGCAUUGAAGCCCACCAUCCGCAAUUCAAAUAUCAUUCACAAUUUUUGAGAGCUUAUCAAGGUCAGCCAAAAUUUGGUCUUACCUGGUUGGGUUCGUUGUCGCAUGAUGAUGCCGAUCAAUUAUUUCAUGCUGAUACUUAUUUUGAGAAGUUUUUUCGAGAAAACGAGGAACUCCUUCGUAAUUCUUUUGUUUUCUUUAUGGGCGAUCAUGGGAUACGAUUUGGAAAUACAUUGAAUACGCGUUUGGGGCAACGAGAAUUGAGUAAUCCAUUUCUUUUGAUGACCAUUCCAGAAAGAUUGAGACAAAAUCAACAACUACUUUCGAAUCUCAACGCGAAUUCUCAUCAAUUACUCACACAUUUUGAUCUCCACGCUACUUUUGUCGAUAUACUAAAGAAUGCAUUUCACUCGAAUUUUUCUUCUUUCGAUUUCGAAGCUGUUCUUCACCCAAAUAACAACAAUGCCACUUCAAUUUUGAGGCCCCUUGGACCUUAUGGAGACAGAACCUGCAAAAACAUACCCGUUCCAUCAGCGUAUUGCCUUUGUGAGUAUGAAAAAAGAAAUUUGAAAGAUCUUGAAAACUACAAGGAUUUGGGCAUCGCUGGAGCUGGUUUUAUCAAUAAAUUGCUUAUUAAAGAGAAAAUUGAGGAACUUUGCGAGAAAGUCGUUCUCAAGAAAAUCGAAUCGAUUGAAGUGUUUGAGCCAGAAAAUGCGACUCAACUUUACGAUGUCGUUUUCACCGUCACUCCAAAUGAUGCUAAAUUCAAAAUGACAAUCAAAAGACUUGGCACUUCAUUUCCAUACAAACACCUGCAUUCGGGCGUGGUUGAUCGAUUGAACAAAUACGGGUCAUCAGUAAAGGAA
Messenger RNA from Mesorhabditis belari, 1902 nucleotides. Lineage: Eukaryota; Metazoa; Nematoda; Chromadorea; Rhabditida; Rhabditidae. The record is from the annotation of a GenBank genome assembly.